AUGGACUUGGCAAAGGGUCUUGAGAACAGCAACAUCAGCACUUUCCGUGCGCAGGUUCAGUGCCUCACCAAUGAAAAUGUUCAGCUGCAAGAUCGAAACGAAAGGCUCUACAGCAAGGUGGGAGAGUUGCAGGAGAAGCUGGGACAACUGGGUGUCUCCAAGAUGGACCUGUCCUCCAGACUGAUUUACAGUGAAGAGGAUAAGCUCAAGAUUUCCAAAGACUUCAUUGAUUUCCAGAUUGAAACUAAUAAAAUGAGAGAACAACAUGAAGCCGAGAACUUUGAAUUGAAGAAUCUGAUCUUGGACUUGGAGAAUCGUAUUCUGGAGAUUGAGCUCCAUGAUGAGAGGACCACUGGGGAACGUGAUGCUUUGCAGAAAUGCCUGCACACCUUGGAGGAUGACCACAAGGAGCUGGCAAAUGAGUACCUUGUCUUGAAGAGCAACUACCUUGCACUGGGCAAGGAGCAUGAACGGGAAGUCUCUAAGAAUGAAGAACUGAGCAUAGAGUUACUUAAUUUGGUUAAGUCCAAGAGAGAGCAUCCAUACCAUAUCCAAAACCACAGCCCUGAGUCCCAAACCAAAGCUGAAGGACCAUCUGCGGAAGUGAAGCGGGUGAGGGCCUUGGUCCAUCGUCUCUCUGCACGCAAAGUCAAGCCAGAAGAUGUGGUGGCUUCAGAACACGAACGCCAAAAACUGGAGAAAAGUUUCUUUGGAAACCAAGGUCACAUCACCGAAGAGAUGGAAAAAAUGAGAGAAAUGUACAAUUCCCAGCAACAGAAACUGGAGGAGAGAAUGAUCACCAUGGGCAAGGAAUUGCAGGAGACCAAGAAAGCAAUUCGGAACACACAGCAUAAACUGGCAGAAGAGUCAGCGAUAUUGCUGUCAUCUCAAGGCCAGCUUCAAGAAGUAGAAUCCGAGAAUUCCAGGCUACAAUUACAACUGAAAGAGCUGAAUGAGGAAUACCGUUCGCGCCUUGUUCAGUACAUCACAGACCUGGCGGAAUACACUGAUAGUAAAUCAUCAGCUGCUACCAAGGAACCCACUCAAAUGAAGCGUUUUGUGGACAGCAUGCUGAAAGACAUCCGGGCUUCCUAUAGAUCUCGGGAGGAACAGCUGGCUAGAGCUGCUCGCGGUUACAAGAAACGCAUGCAAAAUUUGGUCAAGAAGCAUGAGGGUCUACUGAUUGCAUACAGGAUGCAGCGUGAGCAAAUCCAGUUACUGGGCUCUCAUGAGCUGGACCCUGGUCCACCAGAGCACCAUUUUUCCAUCACGGAUGCUGAACUGCUGACCAGCACCUCACAAGAGUUAAAUCGGUUGCGGGGAGACAAGGCCAGCCUGGAGACCCAGCUCCAUGAGCUGCAGAUGAAGGUAAAACUAAGUGAAAAGAUUACCUCCGGGACAUCUUCCCAGUGAGCUGAGCAUGGAGGUCUGCUGGAGGAUGAGGGCUGGGCUGAACUCAGGAAGCAGCUACGGGAAUUCACCCACGCUACACAAGUGGAGCUGGAAAGGGAGAGAAGCCAGCUGCUGGCCCGGGCAAUGGUGGCAGAAGAGCAGGUUGCUGAACUGCAGGAGUAUGUGGACAAACACCUGGUGAGAUACAAGCAGGAGAUCGUGAGAAUGCAGAAACUCCUGGGAACUGACAGAUCCCGAGCCCUGAGUGCUGGAGCAUCUGAGGUUCCAAUGCUUUUGAUACCCCAAAGGCAGCACCGCAAGGAAAUGUAG
Molecule: messenger RNA, 1722 nt
Organism: Candoia aspera
Lineage: Eukaryota; Metazoa; Chordata; Lepidosauria; Squamata; Candoiidae
Gene: CCDC78
Product: coiled-coil domain containing 78
Exons: 17
Cellular component (GO): cytoplasm
Source: RefSeq, a predicted model, not a curated record